GAGCGCUCUCUCCCAAAUCAAAAGCAUACAUACUCGUUAACCCGCUCUCUCACAAAAUCUGUGUUCUCGCCUCUCGGAUACCCCAAAACUCGUUCGCUCGUAUUUUCGCCAAGAAAGAUGGAUGGCUCAACUUCAAACUUCGACUCUGAUAUCACUCACAAUAUACACAUAAUCGAUGUUGCCACUGAUUCUCUAUCUGAAUCCUUCCAAUCCCUCAAGUCCAAAUCGCAACAAACUUCUCAAAAUCAAGUUCAACUACAAGAUGUUAAAUCCAAACUGAAGGGAGUGGAGGAUGAAUUGGUUGAAGUACUUGCAGAAAAGACUCGCAAAGAGGCUAAAAGGAUGGCUUUGAUGAAUGCUAUUGCGUCUGCGAAGGCCAGAGUUGGAAACCUAAACACAAGUAUAGAAGAAGUCCGUGCCAGGAAGCAAGAGUUUACCGAGUUUCUAUCUCAACAGUCUCUCGAUUUGGCAGCAUCUGAGGAGAAGUUAAAUGAGAGCAUUGAGCAUACAAAUGAAACACGGGAUGCCAUCUCUUGGUAUAACAGAGUACUUGGUUUUCAUGUCAAAGGGGGACGAGGGGUAAAGUUGACGUUCAAGAAUAUUAAUUUGAAGAAUCCAAACGAAGAGUACACUUUUAUCGUCUUGCAUGAUAAAAAUACUUACUCAUUGUUAAGUUGUGAACCUCACGUCAAUGGUAUUGAAGAGUUGGUCGAUGAAUUAAACAAGACAAAUGGUCUGUUUAAGUUUGUAAAAGCAAUGCGGACAAAAUUUCAACAAACAUUGGUUCAAGGGAGCUUAGUUCUAACAACAGUUGAACCUGGUGAAUCUGCCUUUAUCUCUUCAUCUGCUCCUGCUACAUCCAUUAGAGGUGAUUCUACAACCACAGAAAAUGAGCACCAAGUGGAACUCUCAGAUGGUAGUGCACAAUUAAAGAAAAAAAACAGUCGCAGAAGGAAAAGUGUGGCACUUUUAUCUCCUGUUUCUGCUUCAUCUGUUCGCAAGUCUCCACGUUUGAAGGCUAGGAAAUAAAAUGCAAAGGAUGUUUGUCUCCUCAUUUGAUAUGCGCUGAGCUCUCCAGGGUGCUCUUGCGGGCAUAACUUAAUAUUUAAGUUGCUAAGUGUUUGCUAACAAAUUGACAAAUCCCAGGGACAUAUAUGCGUUCUGGUGGCUGUGUUAUUUUGGGUUCUUACCUCCUCACUUGUCUAAAAGAACAUCGGCUUCGAACCCGCGCCCCUGCAUUUGAUGUCCUGACACAACUAUCAGAUGAACUGGCUUAACAGUACAAUUAUGCGUGAUAUAUUAAAAAUGAUUAUAUUGUUGUUAAACUAAAGAGAGGAUUAUAUUAUUGUUAAGUGUAUUGCUGCAGCUUUUUAAGUCUAUACCGCAUGUUUUACCGUGUUUUUUUCCGUCAAGAAAAGGGAAUAUAUAAUAUUUAUUAAAAUAUAAAAAAUGAAAAUAUAAUUUUGGAGAGCAAGGGCAAAAUUCAAGGAUAAAUAAAAAUGGUUGAAUAAAAUUUAUAUUUAGCUAACUCUAGUUUAUUUUUUGUAUAAGAUUAUUAUGUGCAGCAACCU
This is a messenger RNA of Vicia villosa (hairy vetch), 1571 nucleotides long. Its product is annotated as kinetochore protein SPC25 homolog. The transcript is spliced from 8 exons. The record is from RefSeq and is a predicted model, not a curated record. The coding region runs from base 118 to 1029 and encodes 303 amino acids. Gene Ontology annotation, cellular component: Ndc80 complex. Lineage: Eukaryota; Viridiplantae; Streptophyta; Magnoliopsida; Fabales; Fabaceae. Gene Ontology annotation, biological process: chromosome segregation.